Molecule: messenger RNA, 1026 nt
Organism: Megalops cyprinoides (Indo-Pacific tarpon)
Lineage: Eukaryota; Metazoa; Chordata; Actinopteri; Elopiformes; Megalopidae
Gene: vsx1
Product: visual system homeobox 1 homolog, chx10-like
Exons: 5
Coding region: 1-1026 (341 amino acids)
Biological process (GO): regulation of DNA-templated transcription
Cellular component (GO): nucleus
Molecular function (GO): DNA-binding transcription factor activity, RNA polymerase II-specific; transcription cis-regulatory region binding
Source: RefSeq, a predicted model, not a curated record
AUGACAGGAAGAGAGGAUUCAGCGGAAGAGAAGCCCAAAGUCAAGAUUCUAGCCCCGACUUUUGGAAUCGACAAAGCGCGGCUCAAUGGAUCUGGCUUUAGAUCUAAAGGUUUCGCAAUCACUGACCUUCUGGGUCUUGAAACGGAACUUCAGCCCCAUCAAGCAGGACCCGGAGUAGGAGGCAACGGGGACGGCCAGAGCGCAGGGAUUGGGGGUUUCUCUUUUGCCGGAGGGUCCCUGCCUCUUGGCUUAGGUUUCCUCUGUAGUUUAGCGGCUCAGCAACCUCCAGGGACUCCUUGUUUUCUUCCGAGCCACAUACCUCUUCUUCAGUCCAGGACGGAAAGUCAUUUUAUGCAGAAUCUGGAUCAACAAAGGGACAACUAUUCCGAUGACGACUGUCUUUCUGGAGAUCGAAAUGAUACCAAGAAUUCAGGAAACUCACAGAAGAGGAAAAAGAGGAGGCAUAGAACAGUCUUCACGUCUCAUCAGCUAGAAGAACUCGAGAAGGCCUUUCAUGAGGCGCACUACCCAGAUGUUUAUGCCAGAGAAAUGUUAGCCAUGAAGACGGAGUUACCUGAGGACAGAAUACAGGUGUGGUUCCAAAACCGUCGAGCCAAAUGGAGGAAGCGGGAGAAAUGCUGGGGUCGCAGCAGCGUCAUGGCUGAGUACGGGCUGUACGGCGCCAUGGUCCGCCACUCCAUCCCGCUCCCCGAGUCCAUUAUCAACUCCGCAAAGAGCGGGAUGAUGGGUUCCUGCGCUCCCUGGCUUCUAGGUAUGCACAAAAAGUCUAUGGAAAUGGCCAAGAAGCCCCCGGGCACGCCGGAGUCCACGCACUCCGAUUCCUAUUCAGAGGAAACAAAGGUGAAAGACAGCGACAUCGCAUGGACAAACCGAAGCAACCCAACGGAUGACUCGGAGGACAUGGCAAUAGACCUAUCCAGCACUUCGAAGCAGGAGAGCAAAAGCACUUUGAAACCCCCGCCGCCUCCCAGGGACACGAACAGCGAUUCUGACAACGACAGCUAA